This is a messenger RNA of Exaiptasia diaphana, 1791 nucleotides long. Its product is annotated as probable serine incorporator. The record is from RefSeq and is a predicted model, not a curated record. Lineage: Eukaryota; Metazoa; Cnidaria; Anthozoa; Actiniaria; Aiptasiidae. Gene Ontology annotation, cellular component: membrane.
UUGUUGACAACGAAGAGGGAAGUGUUGUAAGGAAGGUGUUUUUGAUUGUUUUCGCCCGCAAAAUCUCUCUUCAGGGAGUACAAAUCAAUMAUUUGUGCGGAGUAAAAUUUAUUAGUUAUUGCAGUUGCUUUUGUAAGCGACGAUGGGAGCUGUCUUAGGGAUCUGUACUGCGGCACAGUGUGCUUGUUGCUGUUGCCCUGCUGCCGUUGGUUGCUGUUGUGCAUGUUGCCCAUCAUGCAACAGUUCAACAUCAACACGCAUCAUGUACAGCAUCUAUCUCUUAUUGGGAACCGUAGUGUCUUGUCUCAUGUAUUCAACAAAAAUACAAGAAGCUAUGGUAGAAAAGGUGCCAUUUGGUUUGUUUGAUAAAGCAUGCACUGCUUCAGGAGCUGGUACAAACUGUGAACUCCUCACAGGAUAUCUUGCAGUUUAUCGUAUUUGCUUUGCAAUGGCUUGCUUCUACUUUUUCUUCAUGCUGAUCACAAUUGGUGUGAAGUCAAGUAAAGACUGCCGAGGAGGGAUUCAUAAUGGUUAUUGGUGCAUCAAAUUUCUGAUUUUAGUUGGUUUGUGUGUAGCUGCUUUCUUUAUACCAAGAGGAGACUUUGGUAUUGUAUGGAUGUACAUUGGUUUCAUUGGGGCCUUUGUGUUUAUUUUGAUCCAGAUGAUACUAUUGGUUGACUUUGCCCAUACGUGGAAUGAAAUCUGGACAAGUAAUGGUGAAGAAUCUAACAACAAGAUGUGGUAUUGUGUGUGGGUCUGACACUUCUCUUCAUCACGGUGCUUUAUUCCAGUUUGAGGACAUCUGGAAGCUCAGACAAACUCGGUCCAAGUUCUGGCGGAACAACAGGUGAUGCAGAAGAGGGCAGUAAAGUCAAUGAAGACGAAGAUGAGGCAGUUGUUUACAGUUAUUCAUUCUUCCAUUUUGUUUUCUUCUUGGCGUCUUUGUAUAUCAUGAUGACACUAACAAACUGGUACAGCCCUCAAGGUUCAACUCUUGAAAACUUUCAAAGAAAUUGGGGCUCUGUUUGGGUGAAGAUGGUUUGUACUUGGUUAUGUCAUGUGAUCUACAUAUGGACACUUGUCGCACCAUUGUGUUUUCCAGAUAGAGACUUUGGCAAUGGUCCUCUCUAGAAUGCAUAGUUGAUAUAACUACUGUAAUAUUUGCACUCUGAAGCGAUAAUCCUGGUGAUUGCACUGUCAGUUAUAAUUUAAAAAUGAAGCCCUUAAAAGUUAAAAUAUCCCGUGGGAGGUACACGCACACGAUUGUUGACUACUGGCAAAUUGGCUUCAACGACUUGAAAUAGAUUUUCUAAAGGGAAAACUCGACGUACAUUUUAUAAAUGUGGUUUUCCAAAAAAAAAUUUGUUGUGCAUGAAGUCGACCAAAAACUUGUUUUAUGCUCAAAGGCAACCAUAAACUUAAUUAAAUAUAAUAAGUAUUUUAAGCGUAUAUAUGUACUGCAAGUAGUUAUAUAGUUUUCUUGCAUGUGUCAGCAAAACAACUUUAUGUAGUAGUAUAGCGGAAAAAGCAAAAUAGUCUGCCCUUAGUUUGCUCUAAAUGACCUAUAGAGAGCCCAUUAUGUAGUCACCAAGAAGGGGUUGUAUACUGCAGCAAUGCUGUCUUUAUGGCUUCUAUGAAUGAUUUUCAAGUUUCAGGAAAUAUGAAAUGACGGAACUAGCGCUGAGGUAUUUUAAAAAAAGUUGUUCGUGUUUCAUUUUUUUUAAUGAUUUUCAAAAGUUGGACAAAUCCAAAGUAAAUACAGUCAUGAAGAAUAAAAGGAAAGCAUUUGGA